Molecule: messenger RNA, 936 nt
Organism: Penicillium pulvis
Lineage: Eukaryota; Fungi; Ascomycota; Eurotiomycetes; Eurotiales; Aspergillaceae
Product: RTA1 domain-containing protein
Exons: 2
Coding region: 1-936 (311 amino acids)
Cellular component (GO): fungal-type vacuole; plasma membrane
Source: RefSeq, a predicted model, not a curated record
AUGGUCGACAAAUCGGCCUUGACGGUGGGCUGCCACGCCAAAAUCGAAGGCGUCGGCACCUCCUAUGGAUAUGUGCCGCAUCUGUCAGCGGGAAUUGUCUUCUGCGCUCUUUUUGGUCUGUCGAUGAUUGCGCAUACCGUUCAAUUCUGCUGGAAGCGACAAUGGUGGUGUGUAGUUUUUAGCUUGGGAUGCAUGGUGGAAUUGAUCGGAUGGGCUGGUCGAACCUGGUCGCAUGAGUGUCCGUAUAACGGUACUGCCUUUUUGAUGCAGAUUUCUACUCUUAUUAUUGGUAAGACGAAUCAUUUCCUGAUGUAUACAAACCUCCGCUCAUUCUCCCUAGCCCCAACCUUCUUCACUGCCGGAAUUUACGUUCUCCUCGGCCGAUUCAUCCAAAUCCUGGGCCGCGAAUCCUCCAUCCUGACGCCCAAACUGUACCUCUGGAUAUUCUGCACCUGCGACAUCGUCUCACUAGUGGUUCAGGCGGUCGGUGGUGGUCUCGCGUCAAUUGCGGUGAACCAGGUCAACGGUGACACUGCACCCGGUACACACAUCAUGGUUGCUGGUAUCGUGUUCCAGUUAUUCUCCAUCACCAUCUUUGUCUUCUGCGCUGCAGACUUCAUUCGCCGCUCCCUGCGUCACGGUCUUCUCCAGCCUUUGACUGGCUCCCUCCAACCGCUACUGUAUGCUAUGGUUUUCUCCGUGCUGUGUAUCUACGUUCGGAGUAUCUACCGUACGAUCGAGCUGUUGCAGGGUUGGAGUGGGUAUCUGAUUACUCACGAGAAGUAUUUCAUUGCGAUGGAUGGUGCCAUGAUGGUCGCUGCGGUUGUGGUUUUCAACUUUGUGCAUCCUGGUUGGUUAUUGCCGAAGGAUGGUGGUUUCAAACGAGCGGUUUCUACAGAUGAGAUAGAGAUGACCCGCGCUUCGGAGAAGUUCUAG